GAAGAAUGGCGGCGCCCAUAAGGCAGUCUCUGUUUGGGGUGGCGAAGGGCUGGUGGCGGUUCGAGGGGCUCUGGGCCGGUAGCCUGGGUUCUCGCAGCCUAGCCCUUGCGGCUGCACCCUCGAUCAGCGGGUCUCCAUGGCGUCUUUUGGGCGCGGUGUGCCUGCAGCGGCCACCGCUGGUCUCGAAGCCGCUGACCCCAUUGCAGGAAGAGAUGGCGGCUCUACUACAGCAGAUUGAAGUAGAGGGAAGUUUAUAUUCAGACCAUGAGCUUCGUGCUUUAGAUGAAGCCCAGCAACUGGCAAAGAAGAAAGCUGACUUGUAUGAUGAAGAAGGAGAUGAACGGAAUAUACUGCUGGUGCAGGAUUUGGAAGAUGCAUGGGAGCAGAAGUUCCUACAGUUCAAACCUGGAGCUCGUAUAACAGAAGCCGAUAAAAAGAAUGACCGAACUUCACUGAACCGGAAGCUAGAUAGGAACCUUGUUCUGUUGGUCAAAGAGAAGCUUGGAGACCAGGAUGUUUGGAUGCUUCCCCAGGCAGAGUGGCAGCCCGGGGAGACCCUCCGAGGAACAGCGGAACGAACCCUGGCCACGCUCUCAGAAAACAACCUGGAAGCCAAGUUCCUGGGAAAUGCCCCCUGUGGCCACUACAAGUUCAAGUUCCCUCAAGCAAUGCGGACAGAGAGUAGCCUCGGGGCCAAAGUAUUCUUCUUCAAAGCACUGCUAGUAACUGGAGACUUCUCCCAGACCUGGAAGAAGGGCCAGCACGUCUGGGUCUGUAAGGAGGAGCUGGGCGACUAUUUGAAGCCCAAGUACCUGGCCCAGGUUAGGAGAUUUCUCUUGGACCUCUGAUGGUUGGUGCGGCCUGUGGACAUUAUGUGCUUGUCCCAUCUUUGUAGGGAACAGCACGCAGCCAACUAAAUGCAGAGAAAUAAAUGAGUUUAUCAUUG
Molecule: messenger RNA, 946 nt
Organism: Enhydra lutris kenyoni (northern sea otter)
Lineage: Eukaryota; Metazoa; Chordata; Mammalia; Carnivora; Mustelidae
Product: 39S ribosomal protein L46, mitochondrial
Exons: 4
Coding region: 6-848 (280 amino acids)
Cellular component (GO): mitochondrial large ribosomal subunit
Molecular function (GO): structural constituent of ribosome
Source: RefSeq, a predicted model, not a curated record